Molecule: messenger RNA, 1644 nt
Organism: Ostrea edulis (European flat oyster)
Lineage: Eukaryota; Metazoa; Mollusca; Bivalvia; Ostreida; Ostreidae
Product: ATP-dependent DNA helicase RecQ-like
Exons: 3
Coding region: 130-1125 (331 amino acids)
Biological process (GO): telomere maintenance; double-strand break repair via homologous recombination
Cellular component (GO): chromosome; nucleus; cytoplasm
Molecular function (GO): four-way junction helicase activity; ATP binding; 3'-5' DNA helicase activity
Source: RefSeq, a predicted model, not a curated record
UGCUAUAAGGGGUCAUGUUCUGGUGAACUCUAAUGACGCAAGAUUUACAAGUCGGUCAGCCAAUCGUCGGAUUUCCUAUCAACCAAUCACGUUACACCUUGCUUAUAAGUCUUCGGUUUAGUAACCAAGAUGGCGUCCAAAUUUGAGUAUAGUCUCUCUGAAAUAUGUAAACAGUUCACGAUCGACAAUUUGAAGCCCGAGCAGAAAGAAAUUAUAAAUGCAUUGGUGAAGAAAGAAGAUUGUAUUGCAAUUUUGCCCACCGGCUUCGGAAAGUCAUUGCCAUAUCAAAUUUUGGUACUCUUUAUCCGCGAACUGAAAAAGAUUGCGAGUGAACUUGAAGAGGACCUUCAGAAACAAGUGAAGAAACACUUUGAUAAUCAGACAAUUGUGGUUUGCUGUCCAUUGAUAUCACUGAUGCAGGACCAAGUGGAACGUCUUUCAGCUAUUCCAAAUCUACGUGUUGUGUUUAAAGGCACUGAUCCAGCUGUAAAUGAACAGAUCAAGACCGGAGAAAUAGAUAUUGAGUUUGCCUCACCUGAGACUUUGGUUGGCGAAUCUGACUGGAGAGCCCAGUUUCAGACACUGAAAGUUGACUUGAUAGUUGUUGAUGAGUUCCACACUAUAGCAACAUGGGGAGGAGAUGAAAAUGAAGAUGAGAGGGCUGUUUUCAGGAAAUGGUUUCGCCAUAUUGGAGAAUUACGAUCAAUGUUCCCAUCAGCAUCCCUACUUGCACUAAGUGCAACAUGCACCAUAAAAAUUCGUAAACGUGUUGCCAAUGUACUGGACUUGCGUGAAGAGUCGACCAUUAUGAUAACAAAGUCUCCAAACAGAAGUAACAUUAAACGUGUGAUAUCAAAAACAAAUAAUACAAUUGAAGAGGGAAUGUACUGGCUGAUCAGUGGAAUGGAAACUUUAAGACAUGCAUUUCCCAAGACUUUAAUUUAUGCUAACUCUAUAAGUGAUGUCGCAAAACUGUAUACCUAUGUUGUUAAUGAGUUACCUGACUGUGCCGAGUUUGUGGAUAUGUUUCAUUCUGAAACAACUGAGGAAAACAAAAAAACAAUUUUAAAUGCUUUGCGUGACAAUACCAGCACAAAGAGAGUAGUGUUUGCAACAAGUGCCUAGGCAUGGGUAUUGAUAUAGGAAAUUGCCAAAGUGUUGUUUUAUAUGGUCCACCUCAUAGUGUUGUUGAUUUAGUUCAGGAAAUUGGAAGAGUUGGGCGUGAUGGACAGUCAUCAGUUGCCAUCAUGCUCUACAAUUCUUAUCAUCUGAGAAAUGUGAACAAAGACAUAAAAACCUUGUUUAAAUCAGAGACUUGUAGGAGGCAAGUAUUAAUGGGUAAUUUUCUAGAGGAACCACAACUAACUAAACUGAAAGCUGAAUGCAAUCUGCAUACUUGUUGUGACGUUUGUGCCAAAUUAUGCCUAUGUGGAAAGUGUGAAAAACUGCCAGUGGAAAAACUGUUGGAAAAUAUUGAGUGUGUUGAAACAUGCAGCUCAAGUGACAGCAACACAGUGGACUACAGUGAUUUAGAAGCAAGUGAUGUAAACAGUGACUCCUUCACAAGUGAUUGUGAGGAAAUGUUGAAAGCUUGUGAUGAUACAAAUUAAAUGUGCUGUUCAAUAAAAUAUUUUGGUAUUUAAA